Messenger RNA from Stegodyphus dumicola, 2875 nucleotides. RefSeq lists its product as uncharacterized. NCBI's taxonomy places the organism in Eukaryota, Metazoa, Arthropoda, Arachnida, Araneae, Eresidae. Gene Ontology annotation, biological process: negative regulation of translation. Gene Ontology annotation, cellular component: nucleus; cytoplasm. Gene Ontology annotation, molecular function: mRNA binding. The record is from RefSeq and is a predicted model, not a curated record.
AUGUAUGAUGUGUUUUCAUUUUAGGGUCUUAGUCCUACAAUAGCAUUCACACCAACCUCUGUAAUGAGAAAAAUCCAGUCAGAAAAGGCUGAAAACAAGGAACAAAAAUCUGUUAUUCAGCAAAAUGGAAAUAAAUUAAUUAGUUCUGUAGAAUCAAGCUCAAGGCUGUCUGACCCCCAGAAUAUUCAGAAAAUCAGCUCUGUGGGUAUUUCUGCGUCAGGUAUUGAAUGUAAUUACAAUAGUGUAAAUAGCCAUCUUGUGACUUCUCAGAAUAAUAGUGGUUUAAGUCAAGUGCCUAGAGCAAUUUAUGGACAAGGUAAUUCUCAGCAAAGGUCCAUUCAUGGAAAUGUGAACUCUGUCGGACCUUCAUUAGUUAUUCCCAAUCAAGGUCGUCCAAUAGUCAAAGUAGGGCUAGGUCAAGGGAUGAAUUCUAAUAAUGACAUGUCAAGAUCGGGUAUUGUGUCUAACAAACCUGUUACCCAUAACAAGACAUUUUUGUCAAGUAAUUCUCAAGCCCAUAACCUGCAUCAUGAUGUAGAUCCAAAUUUUGAUACAAUGGCCAAGUUUCCCUGGCAUCAUCAGCUAGCACGUCAGCAGAAUGCUUCAUCCAUGCCACAAUUGCAAAUGGCUGCUGCAACUUAUGCUGCUCUUAAUCACAGACCUUCAUCUCUGAACCCUCACCAUCCUAGUCUCAUGCGACCUAAUAUUGCUUCUGCUGGAAAUGUUUCUGCCACUAAUAUUAAUUUUCCAUUGCUUAGGAAUACUGUGCAAAAUCCCAUUAGAGCACAAACUAAUGCAAUUAAUCAACUUAGCCAUUUGGGGCAUCUUGCCGCACUUCAAAUUCAGCGAGGUGCUAUUGAUAAUAGGCAACUGCAAGCUUUAGCUCAAUCUCAACGUUUUCAUCCUGCUACAUUACAGCAACUUCUUAUGAAUUCUCAGAAUCAAGUAACAGCAGCCCAAGCCCAAGUCGUUGCAGGGUUUCCUGGAAAUAGAGAUGUGAAACAUCAGCACCUUCUACCAGGACAGUCAUCAACCAACCGUCAGUCACCAGUCAACCUUACAAAAUGGUUUGGUAAUGAUGUCCUGAAGCAGAAAAUGCCUGAAAUGCCCCCUGUCUCUCACCAGAAAGCUCUACUUGUAGAAGAAGUUGAAAGGCAGCAGCAGUCUGCAGUUGUUCAUAAUUAAAAAUAGAUGGUGCAGAAUGCACUGUGUUUGUUACAUACAAGGAAAUGAACCAUGGCCUCUUAAGAGUUACUAUUUUAUGGUUAGGUAUAUGUUAGUGCUGUCUUAUGUAAAGUGUCAUGUUCAAAGUGUUUUUUGAAUUGUUUUGAUCUUGUUUUGAUUGAAAAAUUAUGAAUUUAUUUGUUUUUGUGUACUUUACAUCUUUGCAAACUUGUGAAACUGUGAUAUUAAAAAGAAAUCUACAAUUUAGUGAGGCUGAUAAUGUUUGCAGGAUGUCCUUUGAGCUAUAGACAAUUUUUUUAGCGAUUUAUUUUUCUUCAGUAAGGCUUCCUGAAAAGGGUAUGUGGUAAUUAGGUGCUCAGAUUGUAUAAUGUGAGAGAUCAAUAUACUCGGUGAAGACAGCUAAAAUAUUUUUGAAAAGGAAAGUAAGCCAAGAAGGCUGUGUAUAAAUAUUUUUUUCCCCUCCUGACAGGAUCAACAAUACUUGUGCUGUACAGUUUAAGUGUUUUCUAUCUUUUGUGUCUCUUACUUUUAUGUAUUUUGGUGAGUGUGCACUGCACGAACCAUUAUUUGUGUGUACAUGUUUGCUUUAAAAAAAAAAUUAAAAAUAAAAAAGCCUGAAGUUUUAAAGGGCUGGGACAUUGUAAAUUAAAAGUUUAUCUCCCACUUGUAAAAAUAUAAAUAUAUGUGUGUGCGUGGGUGUGUGUGUGUAUGUGUAUGUAUGUGUGAAAAUGGUCCUAUGAUACUUGAUUUAGAACAUUCCUAACAUCAUGAAGAUGUCAGCUUUCUGUACAUUAUAUUUACCUUAUGUCAGAUACUGAGAGUAACUGCCUUAGGUUUAGUUCAAGGCAAUCUAGUUCUUUGUUAUAUUGUUAAUAAGGCAAUUUGUUGUUCUUUUUGGAACUUCAGAUGUUAUGUCUAAUACUUAAUUUGCAGUGUUGUAGCUGUAUGAAUCUACUAACUAAUGUUUAUUAGUGGUUAUUCUGUCUUUGAUUGAACAUUAUGCUCACAUUGUAAUCCUGCAAUGAAAAAUCAGAUUUUGUUUAUUACUAUGCCAUAUUAUUGUGCUUCUUCCCUCUCAGAUGCAUUUUUUUUUUUUUUUUUUAAAUUUCUUAUAGUAGCAGCCUGAUAACCGUAGUUUUAAUUAUACUACUAUAGCCAGUAAACAAAAUAUUAAAUACUUAUUUUUGAGAAGCUGGAAAAUUUCAAAGAAAGGGGGUGAGGAGCAAUCACUUAACCUUUCUAUAAUUUUUUAACCUUUUAAGUGUGAUUAGAAACUACUUUUUUUUUCCCCUUUUAAAGUUUUGCUUGUGAUCUUUACUUUGAUAUUUCUGUAGUGUACAAAAUUUGCUGUGCUGGAAAUUACGUUUGCUCAUGUGAAAAUUGCACUGAAAAAUAAUUUGUUAUAUAAGUUCUAUGCACAUUUGAAAUGAGUUUUCUCCUAUUUUGUUCAGAAGGUUUAUUGCCAUUUGAAUGUUGUUUGUCUCUGCUUAUAGCUUCUUUAUAUGAUCACCCCCUCAUGAAUAAAGUUUACUUCUACAAAUGUUUUGCAUCAUUUAGAAAACUUCUGUAAAUAUACUGUAUUCGGUAAAAUUCCUUUUGCUAAUGAAAGGCAAAGGGAGAGAAUGAAUUUUAAAUGUAAGGAAUUCAAAGAAUUUUGCUUACAGCUGUCUGAAUAAAGAAUUGAUUCUCA